AUGGGGUACCUAGUGACUGUGGAUAUUAAAAACUUGGAGAAUGGAAUGCAGCGUCCUGUAAAGAUCAAGAAGAUUGGAGGAACUAAAUUUUAUGCGUUUAAACCUUUAGGCAGAAACAUAGGGAAUUUUUCAUUUUUUGCAGUGACUCUAAAUGGAGGGGUGAACCUUCAAGCAGAGGAGUCUGAUUCAUCAACUGAUACCUCAACAUCCGAGACCUCGUCUGAUACUGACUCCUCAUCUGUGCUUUCAGAGGCAGUACCCGAUCUGUGGGGCGAAUUGGACCAAUAUUUCCAAGAAGGGUUAUCGCCAUCAUCACAGCCACAGGAUGACGCAACGGGGCAUACCUCAGACGGUCAAAACAUUAUACAUUCUUUAGAGGCUGCCCGGUUAACCGGAAGAGAUCCAGCUGAUGUGAUACCGCAUCAGAAUUUUGAAGAUCAACCGCCAUUUCACCGGGAGUCAAUCUUACCCGCUAAUCAACCGCUGAUGACCGCGGAGAGGCCUCAACCAGCGGACAGGGAUCCAGGAUCCUCAUCGGGUCGCAACCUCAGGAGAACCAGUUUUGAGAUUACAUACCCGAGAUCCCGCGGGGCUUCCAGCGAAGGAUUUCCAUCAGCACGCUCAAACAGACCCAGGUCCAGAACAUCCAGGUGUCAUCGGUGCUGCGGAGCUACACACCAGCAAUUGGAUCUGAUGUCUAGAGCCUUUUGGCUCCUCUGUCAGAAGUUAGGUGUACAAAGUGACAAUUUGUAAACUGUUUCAGUCUGUGAUUUUUAUCAUCUGUAUAAUUGCAAUGAUGCUGAUUUAAGGUUUUUAAAAUCGUUUCAUUUGUAUGAGGUCAUGGAUCAACACACCUUAUUAGCUAUUGAUUUUUUAGAGAGUUUAGCAGACUCAGUAGCACAAAAUCUCCAGAAUGCGUCGGGUUUUCAAAACGAUUUAACUGAAAAUGAUUUGAAUGAAAACGACGCAGCCGCUACAUCUAACAGCUCCGAACAGCCGGUAGAUCCUCUCCUUGCUUUAAAUCAAGCUCUUGCUAACCUUGAAUAGUUAGAGAAUGAAUCAUCACCAAAUGAAACAAUCAGAAUAAAUAAUGUCCAACUCGAACAAAGUCCCACUUUAUCAGACCCUCAGACGCCUCCAAACUACAUCGAUCUCAGCAUACCCAGUCCUCCCGUGCAGCAGGGAGGUGCUCAUAUUUCCCCACAACCACGCGUUGUGCGGCAAAGCCGAUUUGCAAAUGAUCAAAUCAGACAGUUGUUAAACUUUCCACCCCCUCUUAACGCAGAUGGAAUAGUGGAUUACAGCAUUUUUUACAAUACAGCUCUACGGGAUGCCGAUGCGUUACUACAAAAUGCAUUAGCAUACGUGACUCCUUGGGAUGCGGUACAGUUAGAGCUGCGCGGGGAAAAUCUCCCUAGUAACGUCUCGGUCGUCUUAUCUAAUGACGAGCUCCCCAGCCUAGCCGACUUUGAAAGGCUCUUACUCCGUGUUGUGCAGUCUAACUGGGCCGUUAUGGCCGAUGGUCAGCUAGAACUUGUUGUAGAAGUGAUCCAGAACCCUAGGGGUGGGGGGAAACGAGUUCUUGGGAAAAUGCUAGACAGUGAAAUCAUUAAAAAAAAAAGACGUUUUCUGUACAUUGUCCACAACAGAGAGAAUCAACUAUGUUUUGCCAUCUGUCUGGCUCAUCUGUUAGAUCCUGAUAUCAGUGAUAGAGAAGCCCUCGAACGCGGUAGACAGCUUCAAAUUGAUGUAGGGUUAGACGAGCAGACAGCUGUAUCCUUUAGCGACAUCCCUAAAUUUGAAACCGCGUUGGACUGUACAAUUGUAGUGUUUUACAGAACCGAGGAAGACAGAGCUCUCCGCAAAUUCUUGACAAAUAGCCCAAGACGGAGUAAAACCCUGAUUUUGUUUCUCUUCC
Messenger RNA from Siniperca chuatsi (mandarin fish), 1918 nucleotides. RefSeq lists its product as uncharacterized. The transcript has 5 exons. The record is from RefSeq and is a predicted model, not a curated record. Lineage: Eukaryota; Metazoa; Chordata; Actinopteri; Centrarchiformes; Sinipercidae. The coding region runs from base 1 to 753 and encodes 250 amino acids.